AACCCUGGCCAUUACUGCCAAAACCCCUCCCCUCGGCCCUCACCCCAUUUGACUUCUUCGUCCUCUUUUCUCCAACAGAGCAGCAGGUGCUCUGGAUUCUGCAACUUCGAUCGAGCCUCCAUCGCCGGCUAUCCAUCCUCCCCCGCCGUCGAUCCAGCCUCCCUCUUCCCCGACCCACCGGUGACUGCUAUCUCCCGACUUCCACCAGCGACUUGCAAGCUCUCCUGCCUCCAUUGACGGUGAGCUCCCCAGCUCCGUCGCCUCCACCACCGACCGUGAGCUCCCCUACCUCCAAUCCUCCACCAGUGACCGCGAGACGCGAGCUCCGCUGCCUCCACCAUCGAUACGAGCAAGCCCCCUAUAUCUCAUAUCUCUCUAGUUUAUUCCUCAGGGAAAAAAUGCAGGAGAAACCGAUCGACCUGAGUCCAUCCAUCAGACUAUCAGAUAAACCGUCCAAGACCCGCUGCUGCGUUGGUGCCCCCUAAACCACGCCACCGGCAGAGCUAAAUAUUCCCCCCAAAAGCUUUCGCCUUUAAAUACAAGACGCAUCCAAUUCUCAUUCCACUCAAAAACUUUUCCACCGAAUCCACAGUCCCCAAUCGGCGGUUCUUGCGUCCUUCGCUUCGCUUGGCUUGAAACCCCUUCCUAAUUCCGGCGGAGAUGAGGCUGCUGAAGUUAGCCACCUGCAAUUUGAAUCAAUGGGCGAUGGACUUCAACUGCAAUUUGAAGCACAUAAAGGAGUCGAUUACCGAAGCUAAACAAGCCGGCGCCGUCAUUCGCCUAGGCCCCGAGCUCGAGGUCACCGGCUACGGCUGCGAAGAUCACUUUCUCGAGCUCGAUACUGUCACCCACUCGUGGGAAUGCUUGAAGGAGAUUCUGGUCGGAGAUUGGACCGACGGAAUAUUGUGCAGUAUAGGCAUGCCCGUGCUCAAAGGCUCCGAGCGGUAUAACUGUCAAAUUCUGUGCAUGAACCGAAAGAUUCUGAUGAUCCGCCCGAAAAUGUGGCUGGCAAACGACGGCAAUUACAGGGAGCUCCGGUGGUUCACUGCCUGGAAGCAUAGGGAUCAACUGCAUGACUUUGUGCUCCCGCCAGACAUUUCAGAGGCCAUCUCCCAGAAAUCGGUGCCAUUUGGAUAUGGGUUCAUUCAAUUUCAAGACACAGCUGUUGCUGCUGAAGUUUGUGAGGAGCUUUUUACACCGGUUAGACCUCAUGAUGAGCUCGCACUCAAUGGUGUUGAGGUGUUUAUGAAUGCAAGUGGAAGUCACCACCAACUGAGAAAGCUUGAUAUCCGUCUUGAGGCUUUUAUGGGUGCUACUACUCGUGGAGGAGUGUAUAUGUAUAGUAAUCACCAAGGAUGUGAUGGUGGCCGCCUUUAUUAUGAUGGAUGCUCUGCCAUUGUUGUAAAUGGAGAAGUUAUCGCCCAAGGCUCACAGUUUUCCUUGAAAGAUGUUGAGCUUGUGGUUGCUCAAGUGGACCUUGAUGCUGUGGCUAGCCUAAGAGGAUUCACAAGUAGUUUCCAAGAGCAAGCUAGCUGUAAAACUAGUGUGCCUUCUGUAGCAGCACCUUACAGUCUAUGUCAGCCAUUUAACCUGAAAGCGACUCUUUCUAGCCCCAUGAAGAUCAACUAUCACUGUCCUGAGGAGGAAAUCGCGUUUGGACCUGGUUGCUGGCUAUGGGACUAUUUGAGAAGAAGUGGAGCUUCUGGAUAUUUGCUUCCUCUGUCUGGCGGAGCAGAUAGUUCGUCAGUAGCUGCAAUAGUUGGAUGCAUGUGUCAACUUGUUGUAAAAGAGAUUGCAAACGGAGACGAGCAAGUCAAAGCUGAUGCAAUGCGCAUUGGACACUACACUGAUGGCCAGUUUCCCACAGACAGCAAAGAAUUGGCAAAGCGCAUCUUUUAUACCGUGUAUAUGGGAACUGAAAAUAGUUCUGAUGCGACAAGAACCCGGGCAAAGGUUCUUGCAGAUGAGAUAGGUUCAUGGCAUCUAAACGUUUCAAUAGAUGGUGUUGUAUCUGCAUUCCUUUCCUUGUUCCAAACUCUUACAGGGAAACGACCAUGCUAUAAGCAUUGUGUCAUUUAUUCUGUAAUUUUGAAGCUUGGUUUCAUUUCACAGGUGGAUGGGGGUUCUAACAUUGAGAACCUAGGCCUCCAGAAUAUCCAAGCUAGAAUCAGAAUGGUUCUAGCAUUCAUGUUAGCCUCACUCCUACCAUGGGUUCACAAUAAACCGGGAUUCUAUCUUGUUUUGGGUAGCUCCAAUGUAGAUGAAGGGUUGCGAGGCUAUUUAACCAAGUAUGAUUGCAGCUCAGCAGAUAUAAAUCCAAUUGGAAGCAUAAGCAAGAUGGAUCUUAGGUCAUUUCUGAAGUGGGCUGCCAAACAUCUUGGCUAUUCAUCCUUGGCCGAAAUCGAAGCAGCUCCACCAACAGCAGAACUUGAGCCUAUACGCUCAAAUUACAGCCAGCUUGAUGAAGUGGACAUGGGAAUGACAUACGAGGAGCUCUCGGUAUAUGGCAGACUGCGAAAGAUAUACCGGCUUGGUCCAGUGUCGAUGUUCAAGGCAUGCUUUCUGUUUCAUUUUCUCUAUCAGGAAAUUACGCCAUUUCGAUACAAUACUCUCACUACUGAAGUCUCUGUGGUGAUGUUGCAGAAUCUUUGCUUCAGGUGGGGAUCAACAUUAACCCCAUCGGAAGUGGCCGAAAAAGUGAAGCACUUCUUCAAGUACUAUUCAAUCAACCGUCACAAAAUGACUGUCUUGACUCCAUCAUACCACGCUGAGAGUUACUCGCCGGAGGACAACAGGUUCGACCUCCGCCAGUUUCUGUACAACGUGAGGUGGCCUUAUCAGUUCCGGAAGAUCGACAAGCUCGUGGAGGAGGUGAACGGCGACAAAGUUGCCUUUGAAGAGGGGAGCCAGGAAGGGAAGUCGGGAGGGAUGGGAGUUGUUGCUGCUGGCGCUGGAGAUCCCAAGGCCGGGUUGUAAUAGGGGAGGCAGCCAGGCCAUUUAAUCGCCCUUCUGAUUAGUAGUAAUUGUCAAGUUCCACAUUUGUCUUUCAUUACAUUCUUGUUUGCCUUUGAUAAAUUAUCAUAAUCUCCAGCCGUUGGAAAGUUCUGCAACUGACGUAACCUGUAAGCGGGCGUGCUUUGGGAUAACCCAUUGUAAUUUUUUGCGUCACAAUAAAGUAGCAGAAUGUUCUUUUUAGUCAAGUUCCUUGUUAGAGCGAAGACGUUAGCCCUUUAGCUGUUUGCCGGUCAUUAGCUUUCUUGCAGAAAAUUCAGUUCACCUUUGUAUAUAGCUUGUAUGAUGACGAUGAAGACGAUUCGUUCGACAACCUUAAGAUGA
Messenger RNA from Linum tenue, 3336 nucleotides. NCBI's taxonomy places the organism in Eukaryota, Viridiplantae, Streptophyta, Magnoliopsida, Malpighiales, Linaceae. The record is from the annotation of a GenBank genome assembly.